AAUAAUCAUUACUUUCUUAAAACGAACAACGCCCAUCAGCGGAACCGAUUUAGAAGAGAGCUGCGAACUGUCGGGAGAAGACUUCUGAAGUUAUAGGUUCGACAUGGCGAUAAGUCCCUUACUGCUACUUCUUGCGGUACUUGUGAAUAUUGACGCCUUUUUUCCAAAUAGGCUCACAUCAACUAAGCUAGGGAAUGGAACGUUAACUCACAAGGACAUCACAGAGAUUGGUAUAUUACAAGCCGUUGCUGGGUACUUCGAGGAUAAUCCCAGAGACGGAAGUCUUAUCCAAGCGGGAGAGUUGAGAGGAAUUGAGGGCAUAACCGCUUUGAAACUGUUUCAACGUUACUACGGAGAUGGGGUCUCCGGGAGCCGUUUACAGGCUGCCAUCAACAACAUUGUAACAGCUAACAAUCUGGUUUAUUUGGAUCACCUUCACGAAGCUGUAUGGCACUGUAGUGGCGAAACCAUCAAGGAAGCACACGAGAAAAUGGCAGGCCUCCGAGAUCAUGCUAUACAGUUGUUGAAAAGGGACAAUGCCAACUUUGACUCAGCAAGACAGCUGAUUGGCCAGUUUCUCCACGUGAUGCAGAUGUUCUACAGCAAUAGCAAUUGGGUCGAGAUGUUCGGAGCAGACCCCUACUACGAGCUCGGUAUUCGAGGAAAACCCCUGUAUGCACAAGCUCCCCAAGCCAUGGCAACUUGCAGAUCGUGUGGGAAUCAGAUGACAUCGUGUGACAACACACUCAUCGUCGGCCAUUCCAUUCUCACAAGCGGAUAUCGGAGCGGCCAGGACAUUAAAAAACCAUACAGAGAUCCGAGUACGACCCAGCUAGGGAAGUGCAGCCAUGGUGGUCGACGCGAUGCUUCAGGCAAUGACUCGGCAGCCCUGGGUGGCAUCAACAAGGACUCGAUUCUCGCGUCUCUGUCUCCGCACCACAGCCUCCACGAAAUGGCAGCUCAGGCUGCUAUCAACCAUACUGCCUACUUCUUCCUAGACCAAGACUAUGGCCUCCGUGCUGUUAUUGGUAAAGAGAAAUAUGAACAAUUCCUCCAACUCAAGUCCGGUAACUCGAUGAUCUUCACGAUCGACACAACUGGUUCUAUGAGUAACGACAUAGCAGCGGUCAAGGCGCAGGUCCGGGACAUCAUACAGACAGCUGUGGGGACGACAGAUGAACCCGCCAAUUACAUUGUGUCACUCUUCAAUGACCCCGUCAACAUGACAACGGUUUUCCAGUCAGGAAACAGCACGGAGACCCUGAUAUAUAUCCAAAGCAUCAGGGUACAUGGCGGGGGAGACUGCCCUGAGUAUAUCCUGGACGGUAUUGAAAAAGCGUUGUCAGUCUGUAACCCGGACUCCCAAAUGUACGUGUUCACUGAUGCCUCAGCUAAAGACUUCAACAGAGUAGAUCGCAUCCUGACGCUGUUGGACCAGAAGAAGGUGAAGAUAGACUUUCUUCUCACCAGUGAUUGUUCAAGGCGGCGCAGGGAAACGGAAGGUAAUCAAGGUGUCAAGGAAACUCUACGAAUUCGACGUUCUGCAAGUGGCGAGGAUCUGUACCGGUCUCUAGCUGAGGCCACGGGAGGGACUGUGUACGUCACAGACAAGACAGCUAUACACAGAGUGGCCGCGGUCAUACGCGAAUCGGCAAAAGCUUCUUCGGUAACCAUUCUCAAGAAAACAGUCCCCUCUUCAGAAACACUGAACAUCAGCGUACCAGUCGAUAGCACCGUGGAACGCCUCACUAUCAUGAUCAUAUCGAGCGGUGAAGCCAGAGAAACAAUAUAUAACCCGCAAGGUACAAUUCAAACAACACAUCAACACAACUACACAGUGGAAAAUCUGAGUUCAAGUAUUAAAAUGAUUAAGAUCGACUUCCCCCAAGCCGGUGGGUGGAGAGUGGUCCGCCAGGAUUCCAACUCCUGGGAGGUGGAGGUGACUGGUCAGAGUACCCUGGAUAUAUCUACAACCUUUGUGAAGCUGGACCAUAGCACUGGCUUUGAGUAUGAGAUCAGAGGACGGCCUAUUGCAGGCAAAAAUACUACUCUUGUCUUAAGCGUUUCUUCUGCCGAUCUUAUCGCAACACUCGAUACUAUUCAUCUGCUGGACUCAGAUGGUUCAGAGUCAGCACAGUACGAUUCUCUAAGACGAAUACCAGGACGAGAUGGCAUUGCCGAAUACAGACUGCAGUUCCCCCUGCCCGAUCAGGGAUUCCGGGUAUCUGUCUCUGGCAAUGAUGUGUUGGGGAACCGGUACACCAGACUACAGGCUCGGAGUAUUAUCCCGGUGGCUAUUCAGUUACACGUACUUCCACUAAAUGGAAGCCUUUAUGUAAGGGAAGAGUUGACCUUGGUAUUCGUGGUGACCAAUAAGGGCGAUGUGACGACCAACAUCACUGUGUCUGUGGAGGACGACCAGGGGUUUGCCCAAGCACCGCAUGCCCUCAACUAUGUCAUGUCCCCGAACCAGAAUGUCUCAGGGGACCUCCGGCUGGUGGCAGGGGCGACUGAGGGCGUGACAAGUACCGUCACCAUCUCCGCUAAAUCUACAUCCGGCAGGGGAGAUAAUUUUCAGUAUGAAGUGAAACAUAUCUCGACCGAGAGACAUGUAACCCGGCCAGUGGAUAACGUCCAUCCAGUAUGUCACGUCACCUCGGUGAGUGGACAGUGUAACGUCACAACGCUUGACCCUUGUGUAUGUCGCCAAUACACCUGGACAGGAACAGCUGAGAUAUGGGAUGAAGGAUUUGGCCUAUAUCUGUUAUCUGCAUCUGAGAAAACAUUCUUGGUUUACGACCCUUUCCUCGUAGGCCAAACCAGGAACAACGGUUCAAUACAUGCUUCUGUUCGGGGCGACUGUUGCCAUCCAGUGUCCUACAUCACUGUGGUCGACCUGGCCAGCAACACCGGACUGUGUGUAUUUGAUCUCCUCCCAGGAUGGAACGGAUCCUUACACAGAUGUGAAACAACACCAUCAACUGCGAUUACAACAUCAACAACAGCAAAAUCAAUUAAGUGGGUUGCCCCAGAAACUACAGGGUUACUGUCCCAUAAGGAAAUUGUGAUCGCAGCCUCAGUCGGUGGGUGUGUCAUCUUCGUGGUGAUGGUGGUCGCUGCCGUCGUCAUCUACAGGAGAAAGGCUCCAGAGAACAUGUAUGCUGUUGAUGGAAGCUCAAGACGUUCAUAAAGAUUUGUGCUUUUUAUGUGCAUUGUAAAACUUUGCCGUAAAUUUGUAGGGUAAAUUACCGACAGGUGUGCUUUUUACCUGAAAAAGAAAUACCGUAAACAGUAAAAAAACGAAUCUCCGUAAUUGCACAACUGUAUAAUUAUUAUAAUGGUAAAUUACCAUUAGAUGUCAAACUACCAAGGGCCUAUUACCGAAAUUAAACGAUGCAUUGUCAAAUAUAAGCUUUGCACCUAUCAUCUAAUUUUUAUUAAACAAAAAUAGAUAAA
Messenger RNA from Haliotis rufescens (red abalone), 3456 nucleotides. RefSeq names its product von Willebrand factor A domain-containing protein 7-like. The coding region runs from base 104 to 3190 and encodes 1028 amino acids. Lineage: Eukaryota; Metazoa; Mollusca; Gastropoda; Lepetellida; Haliotidae. The record is from RefSeq and is a predicted model, not a curated record. The transcript is spliced from 20 exons.